AUGGAGCUGAGUUCUGAGAGCCAGCUGUUGCCUGGGAAUAACUUCACAAAUGAAUGCAACAUUCCUGGAAACUUCAUGUGCAGUAACGGGCGCUGUAUCCCAGGGGCCUGGCAGUGUGAUGGCCUGCCAGACUGCUUUGAUGACAGUGAUGAGAAGGAAUGUCCAAAAGCCAAAUCCAAAUGCGGUGCCACAUUCUUCUCCUGUGCUAGUGGGAUCCACUGCAUCAUUGGCCGCUUCCAGUGCAACGGCUUUGAGGACUGUCCUGAUGGCAGCGAUGAGGAAAACUGCACAGCAAAUCCCUUGCUUUGUUCUACUACCCGAUUCCACUGUAAAAAUGGUCUUUGCAUUGAUAAAAGCUUUGUGUGUGACAGUCAAAAUAACUGUCAAGACAACAGUGAUGAAGAAAGCUGUGAAAGCCCUCAAGAGGCAGGCAGCGGCCAAGAUUACGUGACCUCAGAAAAUCAGCUGCUUUACUACCCUAGUAUUACCUAUGCUGUAAUUGGUAGCUCUGUCAUUUUCGUACUCGUGGUGGCCUUUCUUGCCUUAGUCCUGCAUCACCAGCGAAAACGCAACAAUCUCAUGACCCUGCCAGUGCAUCGACUGCAGCACCCGGUCCUGCUGUCCCGGCUGGUGGUCCUUGACCACCCGCACCACUGUAGCAUCACCUAUAACGUCAAUAAUGGGAUCCAAUAUAUGUCAAACCAGGCCUAUGACAGGCCAGUGGACUUGGAGUCUCCACCAUCUUAUUCAGAGGCUGUGCUCGACCAAAGCAGACCACCUUGGUUUGACCUUCCUCCACCACCUUAUUUUUCUGAAUCCCUUAGUCAGCCAGACCUUCCCCCUUACCAAUCUCAAACAAGAAGCCUGGUGACUACAGAAACCCCUGUGGCAGGAAGCCCUUUGUGCACAGCCAGCACUUGUACAAGAGACGUCUAUGACGGCAUGGAUGGCCACAGAACUCUUCUUGAGAGGACAGCAGAUCAAAGUGAUUCUCAACCACAUUUGUGA
This is a messenger RNA of Chaetura pelagica (chimney swift), 1008 nucleotides long. It is a transcript of the gene LDLRAD3, whose product is annotated as low density lipoprotein receptor class A domain containing 3. The record is from RefSeq and is a predicted model, not a curated record. The transcript has 6 exons. Gene Ontology annotation, cellular component: plasma membrane. Lineage: Eukaryota; Metazoa; Chordata; Aves; Apodiformes; Apodidae. Gene Ontology annotation, molecular function: protein binding. Gene Ontology annotation, biological process: receptor-mediated endocytosis. The coding region runs from base 1 to 1008 and encodes 335 amino acids.